CCGAGCCGGGCGCGACAGGGGGAGCUGCUGCACCUGAUACACCGGGGCGGGAGCGCGGCGGAGGAGGGAGGAAGCCGUGCUGCCUGCGAAAGCCUCUCCCCGCCGUUAGUCAGCGCUGGUCUCGCUGCUCCUCCCGCCCCCCGCUUCUCCUGUUGGGAGCCGGGCUUUCUCUCCUGCUCCCCUCGGGGCUGGCGGCAGCGCAUCCUCCUCCUCCUCGUCUUCCUCCUCCUCCUCCUCCUUCCCCCCGGUCCCCAUGGCUUCGUCCGGCAGCGGCAUGGAGGAGGUGCGCGUCUCGGUGCUGACCCCGCUGAAGCUGGUGGGGCUGGUGUGCAUCUUCCUGGCGCUGUGCCUGGACCUGGGGGCCGUGCUGAGCCCCGCCUGGGUGACGGCGGACCAGCAGUACUACCUGUCCCUCUGGGAGUCCUGCCGCAAGCCCGGCAACUUGGACAGCUGGCUCUGCGAGUCGACGCUGCACAGCGACUGGCAGAUAGCUACUCUUGCUUUGCUGUUGGGUGGUGCUGCCAUCAUUCUCAUAGCUUUCCUGGUUGGUCUGAUCUCUAUCUGUGUGGGAUCUCGGAGGCGGUUCUACAGACCAGUGGCAGUCAUGCUCUUUGCUGCAGUUGUUCUUCAGGUGUGCAGCUUAGUCCUCUACCCAAUCAAGUUCAUUGAAACAGUCAGCUUGAAAAUAUACCAUGAGUUCAACUGGGGCUAUGGCCUGGCUUGGGGUGCAACUAUAUUUUCAUUUGGGGGUGCCAUACUUUAUUGCCUGAACCCUAAGAACUAUGAAGACUAUUACUAGAAUCAUUUAAUGGAAAGAAAAAUAUCGAAAGGAUUACCCCAUUUUUUCUAACUCACAGUUUUUUUAGAACACUUGUGGAGCACCAGUCUGCUCUGUUGAUAAAAUAGCCUUUGCCUCUUGGGUGUGAACACUGUAACCAGCUUUUACAACCAUUUAGAAGAACUGCGAACACUAGGAUUGCUGAUCUUACACAGACAGAUGCUGCAAGCUGCUGAUACAUAGGCUUUGUUUUUCCUGACAACAAGCAAAGGAUCUACGUGACAGUGAUCAUUGUGAGAAAACUAGUUGGAAUGAGAAUGCAAGGCCAGCAUCUGCUAUUGCCUUCAGGGGAGCAGCUGGUAUAGGCUCCAUUUAGAAGUUUCUCUGUAUAGUAGAGGAUUCAAAUGUCUGAUAAGCAGGCAAUGGCAUCUUGUACAAAAGGCUGUGUUGGCCCCUUAUUACUUGCUCAAAAAAGCUCUUAAGGAAUUAGUUGCAAGUAACUGUUGAGGGCAGUGAAUGUAACUGGUUAAUGACUUGUCUAAUAUCUGCAUUCAACAGUCUUCUUGGAGAAUGAAAAAAAAAAAACAAAACACACAGAGGAUUUCAUGAAUUGGUAAUUGACAUCACCAUGCCAGCUGUAGCAGAUUGUUGAAGGAAUUCCAAACCUGGAGACAUGUGCUUCUGACUAUGUGGUUGGAAGUUGUCUCAGCUCUGAGUAUUUUGUUGGGAGGGUGGAAAUAAGGGAAAGGACAGAAGACCAUAUACAUCCCUAAGGCAUUUAAAAUGCAUGAAUGAAUUGCAGUUUUCCUAAGUACCCAUUUAACUUCCGAACAUCACCGUGAAAAAAAUGAAUAUGGAACAAGUUCAAUUCUAUUUUUGGAAGGUAUUUGUUAGUAUAAAUGAAUAUAUAUAUAAUACAAAUAUAAAUGCAAAGGGAGAAAGAGAAUUCAUCUUUAAAUUGCAAUAGGAGCUGUGAUGCAGUGGUUAAAAGACUAACUUUGUACACAUUUUUGAGGGUCUUGGACUGGUACCCCCGGUCAUGGUUGGCAUUGCAAAAUAAACAUAAAAUGGUUUGUCUUCUGUAUAUGCCCUUGUACAGAUUCUGUGUUAUGGGAAAUGCUUAAAAGUUCACAUCAAGUUAAUGUACAAGUGGAUGAAAUAACUACUUCUUAUUCCAUAUGUAAUCUAAUAUUAAAAAUUGUUUUCUAAGGCUGUUGCAAAAGAAAAAAAACUGCCAUUUUUUAAAAAUCUAGUUAGGUUGCUAGAGUUUCUGAUCAUCAAGAACAUAGCUGAGACCCAAUCAUGUCCAUAUUAAAACAUUAGCACUGCAGGAGCUACUCUCAUGUUUUUAAAGGCAGAGUUUAUAAUGGACUGGCUGAUGAUUAUGUACACCUAAUUACUCCUUGCUUAGUAUGUUUCCCACUUAAAACAUCUGGAUAUUAUACCCAUUAAAUCCAAGUUAAAAUAGGGAGAAUUUCUAAGUGUAUUUAAUCUGCAUCACUUUUAUUUUUGUUUACAAUUUGCUUGUUUGGGUAUUUUGAAUUAAUUAUGAACAUAUUUUUAUACAAUUCUAAUCUUUAGAAAUAACUAUUUUUUUUAAUGGAGAAAUUUAAAGUAUAUUCUAUGUGGACAUCUGCAAAAGUCGAUAUGCUGGGGUUGCAUGUCCACCUCUGCACAAAUGGUUUUGCUGGUUCCACAGAAAAGACUGCUGAAUGACUCAAUGCUAAGAUCACAUUUGCAGUGUUAAUGAUUAUGCCGCAGUUCCCAGGGAGCAGAGGUUCUGCAUUGACCAUUCUACCCCAGGACUGCCUCUAAGAAGCUGUUCUCAAAGUGUUGCUGCUGUACAGAAGUCAUUUCUAAAACUCCAGGCCUCUCUGGAGCUAAGCCUUUACUAUCACAGAAAAAUUAUCAGCAUUCCUUCCUGGACCAGUGGUGAUUAAUUAGAUGAGACAGAGCAAAAUGAUAGCUUCACUGAAGAGGGAUUGUAUAGCAAUGCCUAAAGAGGAAAAGGAUGGGAGGAAGAAAUAUGUCCGUUUAUCUUGCAGGCACCCAAGAGCAUUUGUAACAUUUAUUUUUUCUGAGACUGACUUAAGGCAGAUAUUCAGUAUGUAGUAAAUUCUGUAUCUUUCUGAACUGCUCUGUAGUUCGGCUUUUAUUUAGCAGCAUGGAGAACAUUGUAGUUUGGCAUGGGGAUUAGGUUAAUGUAGAGAGAAGCUCACUGUGAGAAGAUUUCUAUACCUUUCUAGGAAAAUCGUGUUUUGAUACCAGUAUUGCACGGUGCUUUGCCAAUACUGGCAAGAAGGUACAAUACUGUAGUAGUAAAUCUACAAAUUUAUCAAAACAUUUUUUUCUUUAUGUAGAGUUUGAGUGAAAUUAAAUGUCAGGCUUAAGGCAUAUGCAAGUUAAUUGCAAGCACUUCUAAAGUCACAUGGCUCUUAAUACGAAUUAUGUUCAGGCAAAAAAAUUACAAAUUUGAAUGGCUAAAGACAAGGUUCUUCAUUCAUAUUUGGGUCAGAGAUCUGAUUUCAGCACCUGCUUUUCUUUUUGAACAUAAUUCAGUCUAUUAGGAUGCACUUCUCAGGUCCUUUUACUUGGACAUCUAGUAUUUGGAUUUAGGUAUGUACUUUUUUUCAGCUUGGAACCUCCCUUUAACUUUCUUAUGUUGCUACUUGAGUUUUUUUCCCACCUCGAUUCCAGUAAUGGUAAUUGUUUUUCAUGACUAAACAAAAAGUAAUGACAUUUCUGAUUUCUUUCUAGACACAAAAAAAAAAAAGAAAGAAAAGUCGGUGUCUGAGUGUAUGUACAACAAAUUAAUCAUUCUGAACAUUAUGCUUGUGUCAUGCCAUCAUUAUUUCGGUUGUUUGGCUUUGUCUCACUGUCAGGAUGGUUCUUUCACACAAUGAAUCCUUUGUUUAUCAUCCAAAUAUAUAUGAAUAAAGAUAUAUAUAUAUAUAGCAAACUUGCAAGCAGGGCUAGUUAUUUGUAUUUUUUAGGCUUAAAGUAUACCGUCCGGUGCUGACAAGUACCUAGCACCUCUUCUGGAUUUCUUGCACAACUUCAUUUAGCUUUUGUAAAUUUUAAAAACAAAUAUAGAGAGACCUAUGUGUUUGAGAUAUAAAUGAUAUAUAUGGAUUAGCAUGUAACUGUAUAUUAUUAAACAUGCAAUGAACUGACCGGUAAGUGAAAUCUAAUCUUAUGGCUAGCAACGUAAUUUAUUCAGACUGUAUUUUUGUACAGAGCAGUGCACACUAACCUAUUGCCUCUGUGUCCUCUAUAAUGCCUAAAACCGUGCCUAGAAAUUUAAUUUGUCUUUAAA
This is a messenger RNA of Oxyura jamaicensis (ruddy duck), 4094 nucleotides long. It is a transcript of the gene TMEM47, whose product is annotated as transmembrane protein 47. Gene Ontology annotation, cellular component: cell-cell junction; membrane. Gene Ontology annotation, biological process: cell-cell adhesion. The transcript has 3 exons. Bases 254 to 799 code for a protein of 181 amino acids. NCBI's taxonomy places the organism in Eukaryota, Metazoa, Chordata, Aves, Anseriformes, Anatidae. The record is from RefSeq and is a predicted model, not a curated record.